Phragmites australis (common reed) is the source of this 2176-nucleotide messenger RNA. Its product is annotated as L-type lectin-domain containing receptor kinase SIT2-like. Gene Ontology annotation, biological process: protein phosphorylation. Gene Ontology annotation, molecular function: ATP binding; protein kinase activity; carbohydrate binding. Bases 161 to 2146 code for a protein of 661 amino acids. Lineage: Eukaryota; Viridiplantae; Streptophyta; Magnoliopsida; Poales; Poaceae. Gene Ontology annotation, cellular component: plasma membrane. The transcript is spliced from 2 exons. The record is from RefSeq and is a predicted model, not a curated record.
UAGCAAAGUAUAGUGGCAGCCUAGGUGGGGAUGAUCAUCAUCUAUAGCUGUACUAUUUUCUGGAUUUCAUAACCAAUCAUGUGAUAAGUGAUUUAAUUAAGCCUGGGUCUAAUGGAAUCUGUUUUCCACUAAAAAAACUAUUUAGCUCUUCCACUGCCUUAUGACUUGUGCAGCUCUUGGCGAAAGAGCGAAGCCCCGGAGCUCCGAUGACGACCACCUCCACCAGUUCGUCUACUCCGGCUUCGCCGGCAGCAACCUCAUCAUCGACGACGCAGCUUCCGUCACAGCGAGCGGCCUCGUCGAGCUCACCAAUGGCACGCUUCGGCUCAAAGGCCACGCUAUCUACCCGACCCCGGUGCGCUUCCGCGACGGCGGCACCGUGCGGUCCUUCUCGUCCUCCUUCGUGUUCGGCAUCCUCUCCGCCUACCCCGACGUCAGCGCCAACGGCAUCGCGCUCUUCGUCGCCGCGAGCAAGGACUUCUCGGCCGCGAUGGCGGCGCAGUACCUCGGCCUCCUCAGCAGCAACAACAACGGCAACGCGACCAACCGCGUCUUCGCGAUCGAGCUCGACACCAUGCAGAACAACGAGUUCAAGGACAUCAGCGACAACCAUGUCGGGAUCGACAUCAACAGCCUCAUCUCGAUGAACUCUACCAACGCCGGCUACUACGACGGCAACGGCGACUUCCACAGCCUGACGCUGAUCAGCCACGAGGCGAUGCAAGUGUGGGUCGACUACGACGGCGAGACCAAGAAGAUCAACGUAACCUUGGCUCCCCUCAAAAUGAGCAAACCUGUCAGGCCGCUUCUCUCGGUAACAUACGACCUCUCAACGGUGAUCCCAGACAUGGCAUACAUUGGCUUCUCAUCGGCUACAGGCUUAGUGAACUCGAGACACUAUGUUCUCGGAUGGAGCUUUGCCAUGGAUGGGCCUGCGCCGGCCAUCGACAUCGCGAAGCUGCCCAAGCUGCCCCGUGAGUUCCCAAAGCCAAGAUCCAAGGUCAUGGAAAUCAUCCUGCCAAUAGCCACUGCAGCGCUAGUCCUCUUUGUGGGCACAACUCUUGUUCUACUUAGGAGAAGCCAGCUGAGAUACACUGAGCUCAAGGAAGAUUGGGAGGUCGAGUUUGGGCCGCACCGGUUCUCGUACAAAGAUUUGUUUCGUGCCACGGAAGGUUUUAAGAACAAGAACCUAUUGGGAGUAGGAGGGUUCGGCAAAGUGUACAAAGGAGUUCUUCCCGUGUCUAAAUGUGAGAUCGCCGUGAAGAGGGUGUCACACAACUCAAAGCAGGGCAUGAAGGAAUUUGUCGCCGAGAUUGUUAGCAUCGGGCGCAUGCAACAUCCUAACCUUGUUCAGUUACUCGGUUAUUGCCGACGAAAAGGUGAACUACUUUUGGUGUAUGAGUACAUGAAGAACGGGAGCCUUGACAAGUACUUGUAUUGUCAAGAUAACAAGCCCACUCUAAAUUGGGUUCGGAGGCUUGGUAUCAUCAAAGGAAUUGCAUCCGGCUUGCUCUACCUCCAUGAGGAAUGGGAGAAAGUUGUCGUCCACCGGGACAUCAAGGCGAGCAAUGUGUUGCUUGACAAUGGAAUGAACGGUCGUUUAGGUGACUUUGGGCUUGCAAUGCUGUAUGACCACAGUGCCAACCCCCAAACCUCACAUGUGGUCGGCACCAUAGGAUACCUCGCCCCUGAGAUUGGUCGUACCAGUAAGGCAACUACACUCACCGACAUAUUUGCCUUCGGCAUAUUUGUUCUUGAGGUCACUUGUGGGCAAAAGCCCAUCAUGCAAGAUUCAGAAGACAACAACAUCAUGUUGGUAGACUGGGUGGUCGAGCAUUGGAACAAAGGAUCGCUAAUUGAGACAAUGGAUACCAAGCUCCAGGGUGACUACAAUGUUGAUGAGGCAUGUGUAGCGCUGAAGGUAGGUUUGUUAUGCUCACACCCCUUACCUGAAGCAAGACCUAGUAUGCGGCAAGUCUUGCAGUACCUCAAUGGUGAAACGCCUGUGCCAGAGCUGGUUCCGGCACAACUAAGUUUCCAAAUGUUGGCGGUGAUGCAGAACCAAGGGUUCGACUCGUACAUCAUGUCGUAUCCUUCGUCAGUGGAGAGCAUCCAGAGCAUUUCCAGCCUUGUGCAAGAAAAAUAAGAGGCAUUUUAACAUAGAGUUUACCUUUUU